AUGAUCUCGCUCGUAUGCGAGUCUCUGUUGCCGAAAGCGUUGGCGAGAUCGUUCUACAGCUCUGCAGUUCUAUAAACAGGCCUCAGUAUUUGCCGAAAAUGCCAACAAGGACUGAGCUAUCCAAUGUAUUCGAUUCCAAUCUUUCUGACUGCCAGCCCUACUUGUUCAAAGUGUGUCGCGUACCUAUCCGACCAGAAACGACGUCACAAUCUGGUCUCACCGGCAUGCGCAGGUACAUUCGUGACCUGAUGAUCAACUAG
Messenger RNA from Haemonchus placei, 260 nucleotides. Lineage: Eukaryota; Metazoa; Nematoda; Chromadorea; Rhabditida; Trichostrongylidae. The record is from the annotation of a GenBank genome assembly.